AAGGAAAAUGGCAGAACCACUAUAAAUAUCUUCGCUCCUUUUCAAAGCCCUCUUAACUGUAAACCCUUCUUUAAUUUUACGCUCGAUUUCGGAGAAGAUGGCUUCCACCAACGCUAACAAUUCUGAAUCUGCUACCGAUGCCCCAACUAAGAAAAUCACCCUCAAGACUGCCGACGACCACUUCUUCGAGGUCGAGGAGUCCGUCGCAAUGGAAUUCGCCACCGUGAAAACUUUUUUCGACGAUAAUACUGAGACAAUGAACGGCACUGUGAUUCCGCUGCCGAACGUAUCCGCGGAAUAUCUCUCCAAAAUUAUCACCUACUGCAGAGAACAUUUGAAGUUCCGUGCAGAAUCGGUGCCAGAGAAAGAAAGGAAGGCUUAUGACGAUAACUUCGUCAAGGAAUUGAGCAACGAAAAGCUCAGAGAGAUGAUACUGGCUAGUAAUUAUCUGAAUAUUAGGACUUUGCUGGAUGUGCUUAAUCAGGCCGCGGCUGAUCUGAUCCAGAACAAGAGCGUCGAGUUUGUGAGAGAAUUUUUUGGGGUUGAGAAUGAUUUCACACCGGAAGAGGAGGAAAGGCUCCGCCAGGAGAAUGCAUGGGCUUUUGAGGGUGUUGAUCAGGACUGAAUUUUUCUUUUUCUUUUUUUUUUUUUUUUUGUUACUAUUCUUAGUUUAGAAGUAUUGCUUGGUUUAAAGCAAUUAGGUUUUGGAGAAAAGAAUGAAUUUUUCCUUUGGUAUAUGAAUGAGACUGUUGCUGCUUAGUUUAAAGCAAUUAGAUUUUCGAAACAGUAAGAAUUUUUCUUUUGGUAGAGCAAUGGAAUUGUGUUUUAUGCAAUAUUUCAACUAAACCUUGUUAUGGGAUUGGACUGGAGGAAGGGUUGCAGUGCUCUUUGCUUGCUUGAAAGUGUUAGCUACUCAUGUCUAAUAGCCUGUUGAUGUAUCAAAUUUUGAAGUUCAUUACAUUCAUUCCA
Jatropha curcas is the source of this 969-nucleotide messenger RNA. Its product is annotated as SKP1-like protein 1A. NCBI's taxonomy places the organism in Eukaryota, Viridiplantae, Streptophyta, Magnoliopsida, Malpighiales, Euphorbiaceae. The record is from RefSeq and is a predicted model, not a curated record. Gene Ontology annotation, biological process: ubiquitin-dependent protein catabolic process.